GUAGAGCUUCACGUGGCGGGUUUGUUUGAAUUAUUGGUGUAGAUAUUUCUGCUUCGCUUUUUUGAAAAAAUGGAAGAAAGUUUUUAUAGUUACCUCUUUGAAGAUGAGUAUUCAGCGACUGAGGAUGAGGAAGAAAUCCUUAAUUUCCAAAAGAUUCCCCGGCAUAUAAGUCGGAAAAUCAAAAAAAAUGCAUGUGAUCCUCAAAUAACUGAGGAUACAUCUGAAAGUGAGGAAGACGAAAAUAUUCUUCCUUCAUCAAAGGUGGUUAUACGCCAUUUACCACCUGAGAUGACUGGAGAAUUCUUUUUCCAGCUUGUGUCUCCUUUGCCUGCCCAUGACUACAAAUACUUUGUAGAGGCAAGCAAGGAGUUCAACAAAAAAAUGUAUGGAACAGCAUACAUUAAUUUUGUAAACAGGGAGGAUGCUGUAUUGUUUUUGAAACAAUACAAUGGACACAUCUUCCAGUGUGGAAAAGGGGCAAAGUCUAAAGCCAUUGUUGAGUUUGCACCUUUUGCUAAAAUUCCAAAAGGUCCUUCUUCAAAAGAUCGUAUUUGUGGAUCAAUUGAUGAUGAUCCCGACUACCUAGAGUUUUUGGAAAGCUUGAAGACAAAAAAUGCAGAAAUAUCAAAAGAGGAUGAAGUUGAAAAAGCUGCUUCCAGAACCUUCGAUCCACUCGUUAAUUACAUUAACACACAGAGAUCUGAGCGUGUUGUCAGGAGGAAAUACAAACAUCCUCAGAAACAUUAUCGAAACUGGUGGCCAAAAUACUGAUCAAUGAUGGUUAAUGGGGACACAUUACAUUCUUAAUUUUUUUAAAGCUUUAUUUAAAGUAUUAUUGAAAUUAUUUUGAUUAUAUUUUUUAACAUUAAAUAUCACUUAACUCAUUUUUUUUUUUUUUUUCAAUUCUGUAUCUUAUUGAAAAACAGUAUUUUAGUUGAAAUUUUUUUUUAAUUCUUUUAAUUUUAUUUAUUUGCUUCAGGUCAUCAUUAGCAUUAAUCUAUACAAUAGGGAUUUAAUAUAAUGCAGUCAGUAUUUCUGUCAAACGAACUGAUUGCCGAAGGUGGCUAGUUGUAAAUAAAUAUCAAAUAAUUUAUUAAAUACACCACUUUCAAAUUUUGACACAAUGAGUAAAAAUAAAAGUUGAAUAAAAUUAAUUAAAAUAAAAUAAAACUUGAUAUUUUGACCAAUUUUCAGGUAAUGUGUCUCCUAACAUAUCGAU
Messenger RNA from Argiope bruennichi, 1219 nucleotides. RefSeq names its product regulator of nonsense transcripts 3A-like. Gene Ontology annotation, cellular component: cytoplasm; nucleolus. The record is from RefSeq and is a predicted model, not a curated record. The coding region runs from base 70 to 771 and encodes 233 amino acids. Gene Ontology annotation, molecular function: mRNA binding. The transcript has 8 exons. Lineage: Eukaryota; Metazoa; Arthropoda; Arachnida; Araneae; Araneidae. Gene Ontology annotation, biological process: nuclear-transcribed mRNA catabolic process, nonsense-mediated decay; positive regulation of translation.